GGGAGGAAUGGGUCAGAGCUGGGGCUGGGCGCCUGUUGCUGCCAGGCAAGACCAUUCUGGGCAAGGCGCUUGGAGUAGCGAUGCACGGGGGAAUUAGAGAAAUAAUCUGUCGCUGUUGAUCCCAGAGGCGGGAAUUUGCAGCGUCGUGCCAGGCCCCAGGCGUGGAAGAGGGGGAGAGCCAGGCCAGCGGACGUGUGAGUAGAGCUGCCGGCUGGAAUGCACCAGCUCAGCAAGGGAUUGUCCUUGCUGGGCCAGGCAGGCGCUGUGCCGUGAGCCUGGUGCCUGUCACAGCUGCCCAGGCCAUGGCGGCAGCAGACAGCUCCUCAGCCGCCCUCCGGCGCCACGACCUGUGCAGCCGAGGCAUCCGCCUGGCUGGGAAGAUGCGCUCGGAUGUUGUCGACCUCCUGGACACCUAUGUGGAGCGGCAGGGCUUGGAUGCCUCAGCCAGCGUGGCGGUGGUGGAGGGGGUGCCGGUGGCAGCAGUGGAGCGCUGGGAUGAGCAGACGGGGACCCAGCGGCUGCUGGAGAACCUGGCGGCAUACCGGACCUUCCGGGCCCUGCUGGCCCAGAUGCUGGAGGAGCAGCGGGAGCAGCUGGGUGAGGCUGACGCUGUCCUGGGCCGGGCGCUGGCAGCCGUGCUGCUCCAGGUCUCAGCCUUCGCCUACCACCUUGAGGAGCUGCUGCGGCUGGAGAGCCGCGGGCCCCCCAGCGAGGAGGGAGCUGGCCCCCCCCCCCCCUCCCACCUCGGCCUCUUUGAGAGGAAGCUGUGGGGCCUGGGGGUGCUGCGGGAGCUGGCCCAGUGGGCUGUCAGGUCUGCACGGGACCUGCGGCAGCUCACUAAGCCCAGCCCGGGCAGCAGCUUGGCCCCCAGCCCAGCUGAGAACCCUUGAAGGCAGGCACGGGGUGGGGGGCUUGGCCCCUGCUGGGGCAUAGCAGGGGCCCCUUGCCCACCCCUGUGGAGGGCUGCUGACAGCAAAGGGGGUUGUUCGUGGAGGGGGGCGGACAGGAGGGACCACAUCAUUAACCCAUGGGUCCCCCAUGCUUUUGGUGCCACCACUCCCUGUGGGCCCCUUUCCCUGUGGGGAAAAUGAGGCACGGGCCGCACUCCGCCCCGGAGGGAGUGGGGAUCCCCAGGCAGGGCGAGCCUCAGGGGUGGCUCAGGCUCUGCCUGCUGGGGGGUUGGAAUUAUCCCCCAGGAAGCAGCUUUGCCGCUCACCCUGGGGCCCAGAGGCCGUGACCCUUAGCAAGCUGCAGUGGUGCUGGGCUUUUCUUUGAAAUUAGGUCGCUGCCCGGCUUGCCAUGGCCAGGUGCCACCUCUGGCGGACAGUAGCUGUCUCAGGACUAUCGCGGAGGCAAGGCAGGAGCAAAGGGACAGAAAACUAUGGCCUGGUAAAAGGAGUCUUGGGACCUGCCCCCCAGCUGCAAGAUGCAAGGCUUUGCUGCCUUCACGUGGAUGCUUUUCUCCCACCCGGCUCGCAUUUUCUGCACAUUGAAUUUGUGCUCUAACUGCUUGGGGGCUUUUUCAGGAGGGGGGAUGUGGGGUUGUGAUCAGGAUGGGAUUUCUUAACCACUUGGACAAGGUAACGGAGAGGAUCUUUUAACUGAAGGCUGUGAUUCAGAAGACCCUCCAUAAGGAGGUUUUUGCCUCCAGGGGUUAUUUCGGGACUGGAAAUGGCACGGAGGAUUAAACAGCCCCAACCACAUCGCUCACCGUGUGAAGGGGAAUGCCACGACGUUUCACAGCUCCCCGGGCCGUGGUUUUCUUGCUGAGUGGAUGUGAUGGCUGAUGGCUGCCGAGCGAAUAAAAGGGCUGAGAGAUCUA
This is a messenger RNA of Harpia harpyja (harpy eagle), 1822 nucleotides long. RefSeq names its product ciliary neurotrophic factor (gene CNTF). Lineage: Eukaryota; Metazoa; Chordata; Aves; Accipitriformes; Accipitridae. The record is from RefSeq and is a predicted model, not a curated record. Gene Ontology annotation, cellular component: axon. Gene Ontology annotation, molecular function: growth factor activity; ciliary neurotrophic factor receptor binding; cytokine activity. Gene Ontology annotation, biological process: positive regulation of axon regeneration; positive regulation of tyrosine phosphorylation of STAT protein; negative regulation of neuron apoptotic process.